Messenger RNA from Candidula unifasciata, 786 nucleotides. NCBI's taxonomy places the organism in Eukaryota, Metazoa, Mollusca, Gastropoda, Stylommatophora, Geomitridae. The record is from the annotation of a GenBank genome assembly.
AUGUUUCUGAUAAAAAAUCAAUCUGGCAUCCAUGGUGCCCGAAUUUCUAGAGAAGAACUACGCCAGCCUCACGGGAGGACACUAUGCCCCCGAGGACUGUGCUGCCCUGGAGAAACUGGCCAUCAUUAUACCCUUCAGGAACAGACACUCCCACCUGCACAUCUGCUCAACAACCUGCUGCCAGUUCUAAUACGACAGCAACUGGAUUUUAGAAUAUUUGUUAUCGAUCAGGCAAUGCCGACACUGUUCAACCGUUGUUUGCUGUUUAACAUCGGCUACCUGGAGGCGCUAAAGAUCGACAACUACGACUGUUUUAUCUUUCACGACGUGGAUAUGGUCGUUCUCAACGACAACUGCUUGUACAGAUGUUCUCAACAUCCACGUCAUCUGACAGCAGCCAUUAGUAAAUGGAAGUACAGGCUGCCUUAUUCGUCUUUUUUCGGAGGGGUUGUGGCUUUUACAAGACAACAAUUCAGAGACAUCAACGGCUGCUCUAAUGUGUACUUCGGCUGGGGAGGCGAAGAUGAUGAUCUGAGAUCCAGAGUCGUUAAGGCUGGCUAUAAGGUGAUUCGAUAUCCAAAAGAUAUUGGACGAUACGAUACCAUUGAACACAAGCCGGAUGACGGGAACAGUCCCAACAAAGGCAGGACCAAAUUGCUGCAAUCUUUGAGGGACAGGCUGGACUCUCAGGGGUUGAACACUACAGUCUACCAGGUGACAGCUGUCCUCUUCAAGCCUUUAUACACCUGGAUCCAUGUACAAGUGAACAUGACCCAGAUACUACAG